AUGGAGCUUGAUGACAUGUUGCAAGAAUUAUCGCAACUUACUGCGAGUGAGCACUUGGUGCCAGUCGCGGAGAUGGACGUGGGUGAUGUGGAGUCCAGCGUCCAUCUUAGUACUGAUGGAGUUGUUAGCAAGGCUAACCAGGUGGAUGAGGGGUCAGUUAAUGCCCCUGAUGACCUACCUACCGACACCGGCACAAAGCUGAGCCGGCCAUUUGGCAAAAAGAGAAUGACUGGAGCUGCCAGACGUCGGUUUAACUUUUGGGUGGAACAAGGUUUCAGCAGGGAAGAUGCCACACAAAGAUGCCGCCUUCCUCUUGCGCAAUUCCCCGAGUUCAUGGAGCUCGGUGUUGCCGUGACUGAGGGAACUAAGAAGACCAGCAAGAGACCGAGUUCCGAGGAAGCCUCACCUGAGGAGCAGCCGCGGAAGACUGGCAGGCUAACCGUACCUACGAGAACGGAACCCUGCUAUGCUGAUGUGGUCUGCUGCUUUCGGGUCGGGAUUACGGAUGCCAAUCGUGCCAUAGUUCCUGGGGAUGGCCUUCUCUUUGAGCAGGCUGUUCUCCGGGCUGUGGAUAGGGAGACCAGUGGAGGUCCCCGCAUCAAGGGUUGGACUAUCCGCGCAGGAGUGAUUAUCCUCACCUGCGAGAACAGUGCAACCCGGGACUGGCUGGUAGCCCGUCUUGAUGACCUGAAGCCCUGGCACGGGGCGGUGCUAAGGCUGGUGGACGAAAAGGACCUGCCUAAGUCCGUGAUGGUCGUGGCGUGGAUCCCUGAUACCAACGUCGAUGGGAAGACGCUGCUGCAUCGACUGCAAGUGCAGAACGAGGAGGUGGGCUGUAACCGAUGGAGGGUGGUCAACGUCAAGACUGACGGCAAUGGGCAGACAUACUGCUUCGCUCUAGACAGCUUGGCGUUGCCCAACCUACUCAAAAGAGGUUGCGCUCUAUACCUCGGCUGUAGGUUGAUCCAAUUCAGGGUUAAAGGGCUUAAGACUGGGUCAGUGAGGGAAGGAAGUGCAGGGGCCUCUGGGAUGGAGACUGACCUCGAGGGUUGCUCGGAGCCCCCGGUGGUUGCAUCUGCCUUAGCGGUGUCAAGGCCCUCCUCUUCUCAGCCUGGGAUGCGGAGAGCUGCACUUGGUGCCUCUGUCGCUAUCACUGCCGGUGCAGACAAGGAACCCGUUCCUGGACCAUCGAGCGAACCCGUUCCUGGACCUUCGUACGAACCCGUGCCAGGACCAUCGUGCGAACCUGUUCCUAGACCAUCGUGGGAGCCUGUGCCAGGACCAUCAUGGGAACCUGUUCCUAGACCGUCGUGGGAACCUAUGCCUGGACCUUCACGGGAGCCCUCAUCUGGAAACCCGUUUGGGCCCAGGCAGAGGACAGGAAUUUCCACGGGAGGUAAGGGCUGCUUCACCGCUAACUAUUUAGAGGCGCAUCCUGCAGGAACCCGCACAAAGGCCCCUGUGUCCUCUAGGAGACGGGGUCUUGCUCGGAGUAUGGUAAGGGGUAGGUCAGUUCAACUGGUUUCCCUGUCCAGCGAGCAUUCGAGCAGGAAAGCGGAAAAAAAUCCU
Iphiclides podalirius (scarce swallowtail) is the source of this 1569-nucleotide messenger RNA. NCBI's taxonomy places the organism in Eukaryota, Metazoa, Arthropoda, Insecta, Lepidoptera, Papilionidae. The record is from the annotation of a GenBank genome assembly.